AUGGUGAUGUCAAAGAGAAUUCUUAAUGAGAAGUUUCUUAUCCAGUGGUUUGGUAAGGCAAACAAUGAUGACCGUCCUUGUAAAAUCCGUAGAAUCUUUAGAGAAGAUCCGUAUUUAAGUGCAUACCAACUAACUGAAGAUCGUAAUUCUUUCGGAUUAACUUGUCGUCAGUGGCUGCAUAUUCAGAACAACAAUCGUGAACACUUAUGGUUUCUAUAUCCGAAAAACAAGUGUGCUGCUACAACUAAGCCAUCAAUUCAUCCUGAAAGCUUUCAUGUUGUGUUUUGUAAAUUGCUGCAAUGUAACAGGUACUGGCUUUCUAGGGUGUGCACAAACUCUAAGAAAUCUUACAGCAGGCGGGUGCAAACUCUAAGUCUUUUACCACUCGAUGAAUUGCCCAAUGCUGGAGAAGGAUCUACUGACACGGAAGCAGUUCUGAAGAUUUCGGAAGGUUGCCCUUUAUUAAAGAAGCUCAUGCUACCAAAUUGUGAGGACGUAGAGUUAGAAGGAUGGGAAGCUAUUAGUUGGAAUUGCAAGAAUUUGGAACAUCUUACAGUGAGCGGGUGCCAAAAUCUAUCUAUUGGUAGUCUGCUUGUCGAUAAUAUGAAGCACGGACACUUCAAAACCGGUGACGUAUCCGUGUCGGACGCGCUCGCUCUCGCUCAAAAGCAGCAAGUUUCCUCUCACGGAGAGCAGCCUGCAGGAAAAUCACUCACGACUAUAGAGCAGCCUGCAGCUGCUGUCGAAAGGAUCAAAGAAUCAGAGGAGAAACUUGCUGCUGUUGGCGAAAGCGAGUUGGAACAAUUGAGUGCUGACACAACCUUAACCAAUCUUGAAGCAAAAGGAUGCAGAUUUAUACCAGAGGGGUUUCGCGCAAUUGUUAGUUGUGGUGGGCUUAAAUGUCUACGUUUCUCAACAAUUAAUACUGAAGCAGUUAGGAUACUUUCGAAAGGUUGUCCUUUACUAAAGAACCUUAAUUUGUCAAAUUGUGAGGAUAUGGGGCUACAAGGGUCGGAAGCUAUUGGCAGGAAUUACAAGAACUUGGAACACUCAGGUGCAGAAAGUUAUGUGAUCUCGGGUUGCAAGCUUUGGGCAACGGGUGUGACAAGCUUUCCGAAUUUUUUGUAG
Papaver somniferum (opium poppy) is the source of this 1128-nucleotide messenger RNA. RefSeq lists its product as uncharacterized. The transcript has 5 exons. NCBI's taxonomy places the organism in Eukaryota, Viridiplantae, Streptophyta, Magnoliopsida, Ranunculales, Papaveraceae. The coding region runs from base 1 to 1128 and encodes 375 amino acids. The record is from RefSeq and is a predicted model, not a curated record.